AUGGAACUUCUCCGCUUUCACGAGACGACCGUCGCCGUCCGUGAGGCCGCCGCCGCCAACCCCCUCGCCACGUUUACCGAAUUUAACCAGUUUGCGCUCCUGAGCGCCCAAGAGUUCAAGCAGGUUCUGGUCCAGUCGUUCGGGAACGAGACGUUCGACGCGGCACCGCUUCCGGCAUCGGGUGCAGCAAAGCAGACGUCGGUCGACUGGUCCUCUCACAAGUGUAACCCACCCGUGGCAAACCAAGGGUCGUGUGGGUCAUGCUGGGCCUUCUCGACAGUCGGAACGGUCGAAGCCGCCCACUGCAUUGCCACGGGCGACCUCGUGGCCCUCUCGGAACAGCAAGUCGUGAGUUGCUCGACCAACGGCGGCAGCAUGGGGUGCAAUGGGGGGUUUCCGCCGUCCGCUAUCGACUGGAUGCAACAAGGGGUGUGUUUGGAAACGGACUGGCCGUACACGGCACAAACUGGCGCGUGCAACAAAACCUGCCAAAAGGUCAAGCUCUCGAUCGGGAAGACGAUCACGACGUCCGGCGAGGCGUCGCUCGAGACGGCUCUCAACAGCCAGCCCGUGACUGUCGUCGUCGAAGCCGGCAACAACGUGUGGCGCAACUACAAGAGCGGCGUCGUCACACAGUAUCAAAAACUCGUGGGGCCCUCAAUGGGGUGA
Messenger RNA from Aphanomyces invadans, 669 nucleotides. Its product is annotated as papaya proteinase 4. The transcript has 2 exons. The coding region runs from base 1 to 669 and encodes 222 amino acids. Gene Ontology annotation, molecular function: cysteine-type endopeptidase activity. The record is from RefSeq and is a predicted model, not a curated record. Gene Ontology annotation, cellular component: lysosome. NCBI's taxonomy places the organism in Eukaryota, Oomycota, Saprolegniomycetes, Saprolegniales, Verrucalvaceae.